AUGUCCGCGCAGAGCCUCCUGCACAGCGUCUUCUCCUGCUCCUCGCCGGCCCCGGGCAACGCCGCGUCGGCCAAGGGCUGCUCCAAGAGAAAGCUGCGCCAGACCCGCAGCUUGGACCCGGCCCUGAUCGGCGGCGGCAGCAGCGGCGGCGACGCCGGGUCCGAGGGCGGCUCGAGGGGACCCCCGGGCGGCCGCCUCUGCUCCCCGCUGCCCGCGGCCGAGGGACCGGGCUCACGCCCCACUCUCAGCCCCCGGGGCCCAGCCCCCCGGUCGGCGCGACCCCCGGCCCCCAGACCCCUCUGCUCGUCCUUGUCCACACCCAGCACCCCGCAGGAGAAGUCGCCGUCGGGCAGCUUCUUCUUUGACUAUGACGUGCCCUUGGGUCGCGGUGGCCCCAAGAGGAGCCUGGCGUGGGACCUGCCUUCGGUCCUGGCCGGGCCGGGCGGCGGCCGCAGCGCCAUCGUCGGCUCCGCCAGCGGGGCCUCCAACGGCAUCUUCGCUUCACCCCGGAGGUGGCUCCAGCAGAGGAAGUUCCAGAGCGCGCCCUGCAACCGCAGCCACUCCUAUGUCGUGUGGAAAUCCGAGGGUGAUUUUACCUGGAACAGCAUGUCGGGCCGCUCUGUGCAGCUGAAGUCCGUCCCCAUCCAGAGCCUCUCUGAGCUGGAGCGAGCUCGUCUUCAGGAAGUGGCGUUUACUCAGUUGCAGCAGGGCUGUGACCUGAGCUGCCAAAUCACCAUUCCUAAAGAUGGACAAAAGAGAAAGAAGUCUCUGAGAAAGAAACUGGAUGCACUGGCAAAGGAGAAAAACAAAGACAGAGAAUUCAUCCCACAAGCCUUCGGAAUGCCCUUAUCCCAGGUCAUUGCGAAUGACCGGGCCUACAAACUCAGACAAGACAUGCAGAAAGAUGAGCAGAAGGAGGCAUCCGAAUAUGGGGCUACUCUCACUCCAUUUGGAAAUCGAAAGCAAAACCGAGAUCUCUCAAGCAGUAACUCAUCUCUCAGCUCCACUUCCGAAACACCAAAUGAGUUAAUAUCCCCAAACACCCCCGAACCGGCUCGGGUCAAGAGACGGGGUGCAAUGUCAGUGGAUUCUAUCACAGAUCUUGAUGACAAUCAUUCUCGACUGCUAGAAGCUUUGCAACUCUCUCUGCCUGCUGACGCUCAUAGUAAAAAAGAAAAAGCCAGAGAUAAGAAACUCAGUCUGAAUCCUAUCUACAGACAGGUCCCCAGGCUGGUGGACAGCUGCUGUCUCCAUCUUGAAAAAUAUGGUCUCCAGACAGUGGGAAUAUUUCGAGUUGGAAGCUCAAAGAAGAGAGUGAGACAGCUACGUGAAGAAUUUGACCGUGGGGAUGAUGUGACUCUGGACGAAGAGCAUAGUGUCCAUGACGUGGCUGCAUUGCUAAAGGAGUUCCUGCGGGACAUGCCAGACCCUCUUCUCACCAGGGAGCUGUACACUGCAUUCAUCAAUAUUGUCUUGCUUGAGCAGGAGGAGCAGCUGGGCACGCUGCAGCUGCUCAUCUACCUUCUUCCUGCCUGCAACUGCGACACUCUUCACCGCCUUCUGCAGUUCCUGGCCAUUGUGGCCAACAAUGCUGAAGACCACGUGGACAAAGAUGGCCGAGAGGUCACUGGGAACAAAAUGACAUCUCUCAACUUGGCCACAAUAUUUGGACCCAACCUGCUGCACAAGCAGAAGUUAACUGACAAAGAAUUCUCCGUUCAGAGUUCGGCUCGGGCUGAGGAGAGCACAGCCAUCAUCGCUGUCGUGCAGAAAAUGAUUGAAAACUAUGAGAUGCUGUUCAUGGUUUCUCCAGAACUCCAGAACGAAGUGCUGAUCAGCCUGUUAGAGACUGAUCCUGACGUUGUGGACUACUUACUCCGCAGAAAGGCCUCCCAAUCAAUAAGCCCUGACAUGCUGCCUUUGGAAGUGUCGUCGGAAGUUUCCUUUUCCGUGGGAGGAAGGCAUUCAUCCACUGAUUCCAACAAGGCCUCCAGCGGAGACCUCUCCCCUUAUGACAACAACUCCCCUGUGCUUUCCGAACGCUCCCUGCUGGCGCUGCAGGAUGACAAGACCCCGGGGGGCUCGGAGAAACUUCACAAGGGGCCGGAGCAGUAUUCCCUGGUGGGCCAUUUGCCAUUGUCCAAAUCAAGAGAGACCUCACCUGGACCGAGGCACCGAAGAGAUUUGUCUGAGGAACCUUUCAAUAUCUGGGGCACUUGGCAUUCAACAUUAAAAAACGUACCCAAGGACCCAGUAGUUACAGGUUCCCAUGGAGACAUCUUGGAAAGCUGCUCCUCCCGCCCGGGGCCCGGCUCCCUUUGCCAGGGGAACCUGCCUCCCCAUCGGCCCCGGUGGCAGGGGAGCCACAGAGAACUGGAGAGCGACGCGCAGGCCCGGAGGACUCACACAUCGGCCCCUGGUGCCGAGUGCCGGCUGCAUGCGCCCGUGUCCCGUGUGUGCAGUAGUGCGCAGGGUCAGGGCUGCCGGCGGCGAGCCCCGGAUCCUGCCCUGCCUCGGCCCGAGCUGUGCCAGGACCUCGCCCAGAGCGAGCUGGAUGAUGCCUGGCAGCGCGGCCGUGGCCCGGGCCAGCCCCUGUACCAGAGAGCCCGAGAGAGUCUGAGGCCCGCUACGCGGCCUCCUCCUCCUUACCCUGGUACAGGCAGGCCAGUGUCAGCCUCGGCCCACCAGCCCCAAAUGCCGCCACCGUUGUGGAGGCCCCUAAGAUCGGCAGAAGGUACCCCAACUGCGUUGGGGGCAGAGGGGAGCCAGCCCACCCAACGAGAGCCUCAAGCAGCCCAGCCCAGACGGAGCAGCGCCUACUCCACUCCCACCAGCGACCCCGACAGUAAGACCUUGGGGGAGCCCAACUGGCUUGAUUGGCAGAGAGAGCGGUGGCAAAUCUGGGAGCUCUUGGCCACCGACAACCCCGAUGCCCUGCCAGAAACGCUGGUAUGAGCCUGCACCCCAAGCUUGAGCCCUCACGUCCCCAACUGCCUUCCUCCACUCGGUAAAGGAAACAAUUGGUGUUGAACAACGAAUUGUACACUUGCUCAUUUUUCUUCUUUCCACCUUUAAAAACGAUCACAUGCGAGCAAUUCAGUACACUUAAAGAUAUAGCGCACCCAUACCCCCGCCAUUUACCCAUAGUGUUCGGCUUCAUAACCAGCCCUAGGAUUAAAAAAGCAAAAGUAAAUGCAGAUGGCAGUGACCAACCCAGCAGCUAUUCGUGUUGGCUCUGUGCAGGAUAAAGCCCUGGCGUUGAUAGUGUUUCAUUGUAUUUCCGUGUCUUCUCAGUUUUGACUAUUGUGCAUCGCGUAACAGAUUUGUGUAUGAUACUCGUAUAUGAUAUUAGUCACAGAAAACCCAAGAACAAUUUUUGUUUUCCAGUCACUUCACUUCUACUAAUUCAUGAGAGUUGUAGAAUGUUCUCGAGAGCCUAGAACUUGCACAAGCCAGUUUCUGUACUUUGCCAAAGCUUUUUACCUACGACAGCCCUUCAAUGCUGAGUGAAUGCAUUAACCGAACAGAAUUGAAUGGACUGUGAGAAGCCAUAUUUUUAUAUAGCAGUGAGGCACAGACAUAUUGUCACUGAAUGUUUUUUCAUAUGGAAUAUGUUUUAAGGAAAAUUUUAGAUUUGAUACAUGAUGGAAUAUAUUUUUGGAAUCUCUUUAGAAAGGAUUCAGUUAAUCAACCAAGGGAAAGGCCUAACAAAGAAAACACAAAUAAGAAAUUGUCCUUCCCGUUUUUGGUCCAAGUUAGUUUCUAUACACCAUAUCUAAUAUAUAUUUGUAAAGGAUAGUUUUUAUGUAUUUUGCAAAACUACAAACUGGAAUCCAAUUAUAAAGUGUUUAAGAAUCUGAAUAGAGUAUUCCAAUUCCUAUAAGAUGAUCCCCUCUCCUUUUCCCUAUAAUCAUUAGUAAUCAAAUGUAUGAUGUGAUUCAUGAAGUAGAUCAUAUUUGCGGGAGGGAAAUCAUUCGUGAAGUAAAUCAUACUUGCGGGAGGGAAAUCAUUCGUGAAGUAAAUCAUAUUUGCAGGAGGGAUAUUAUUCAUGAAUUAAAUCAUCUUUGCAAGAGGGAAAUCAUUAGUGAAGUAAAUCACAUUUGGGGGAGGGAAAUCAUUAGUGACAUAAAUCACAUUUGGGGGAGGGAAGUCUUGUAUUUGUAAUGUGACAAAAGGGUGAUCACGUGUUUUCUUUGAUAAUCGUACAUGUAUGGUGAAGUGCUCCUACUUUCCUUAAGUCUCUAUGUUUGAAGCUUUUCAGCUGCAAAACUAUGUGAGCGGUAGGUGGCAAUUCGCUUCAGUAGUUGAUGAUUUUUGUUCUUCCCACUUCACAUGGGAAUGUGUAUUAUAGAGUUGAUUUUUUGUGUGAAACAUGAUACUCUUAAUGUUCAUGUUGGUGAUGACAUUUUCAGUGGUGUUUCUUAAAGUUCUCUCUUGUGCCAUGAUGAAUAAAAAGUUAAGUCAA
Molecule: messenger RNA, 4465 nt
Organism: Sorex fumeus (smoky shrew)
Lineage: Eukaryota; Metazoa; Chordata; Mammalia; Eulipotyphla; Soricidae
Gene: ARHGAP6
Product: Rho GTPase activating protein 6
Exons: 13
Coding region: 1-2955 (984 amino acids)
Biological process (GO): signal transduction
Molecular function (GO): phospholipase activator activity; phospholipase binding
Source: RefSeq, a predicted model, not a curated record